Molecule: messenger RNA, 2040 nt
Organism: Oncorhynchus masou masou (cherry salmon)
Lineage: Eukaryota; Metazoa; Chordata; Actinopteri; Salmoniformes; Salmonidae
Product: stromal membrane-associated protein 2-like
Exons: 10
Coding region: 120-1943 (607 amino acids)
Cellular component (GO): cytoplasm
Molecular function (GO): GTPase activator activity
Source: RefSeq, a predicted model, not a curated record
UCCUACCAACGGAGUUUAUCUAAAUCAGGCUAUUCCAUCUACUAGUAUCUUGAUAUUAGGACGAGAGCGACGGGUGUCGGAAAGGUGUUAUCGAGGCAGCACAGAGGCAGAGAGUGAGGAUGCUGACUGGUAAAUUGGUAAAAGACAUAGACAGAUAUCAAGCUGUCCUUACCUCGUUACUAUCACUCGAGGAGAACAAAUUCUGCGCUGAUUGUGAAUCCAAAGGUCCCAGAUGGGCAUCAUGGAACCUGGGUAUAUUCAUCUGUAUCCGCUGUGCUGGGGUCCACAGGAACCUGGGGGUCCACAUCUCCAGGGUCAAGUCUGUCAACCUGGACCAAUGGACACAGGAACAGAUACAGUGUGUUCAGGAGAUGGGGAAUGCCAAGGCCAGACGACUUUAUGAAGCUUUCCUACCAGAGUGCUUCAUACGACCAGAGACUGACCAGUCAGCAGAGAUGUUCAUCAGGGACAAAUAUGAGAAGAAGAAGUACAUGGACAAGAUCCUAGAUGUCAACAGGCUUAGAAAAGAGAAGAGCUGUGAAAACAUCCCCAUGGAGCCAGUAGUGUUUGAGAAGAUGAAGUUGAAGAGAGAAAACAGCCCAAAGACCCAGUCUCCAUCUAUCUCAGACCUCCUAGGACUUGACACUCCUGCUCCUCAUGCUGUUGUAUCUAAUGGUAGUUCCAGCCCCAGAGAGAGGGGGUGUCCUGCUGCGGCUAACCCAGCUACGAUGCACUCUGACCUGAAUCUAUUCAGCCCCUUGCCUGCCUCCUCCUCCACCACCUCCACCAAGACCACACCGGUGGAUAGCUCCAUGCCCAGGGGUUGUGUGGCCGCGUCGGUACCCGAGAAUCUCAGCCUGGUGCUGGACUCAGAACCCAGACAGGAGGGCUCUAGGACAAAGAUGUCUAAGGACUCCAUCCUCUCCCUCUACGCAACCACACCCACAUGGCACCAGAACCUGGCUGCACGAGCUGGCCUGUACAUGAACCCAGCCCAGCUGGGCUACUACGGAUCAUACCAUUCCCUGGCCACGCAGGGGGGAGCGAUGGGAAGAGGCAUGAUCACAUCACACUCCAUGAUGGCCCUGAGUGGUCAGCAGCAGAACGGUGUGAUGGGAGGACAACAGAACGGAAUGGUACUUGCACAGCAGAAUGGCUUUAUGGCUCAACACGGUGUCAUGGGCCAAGAAGUCAACACGUCCCCGUUCCUGGUAGGAGUGCCCCACAACAUGAUUGCUCAGCAGCAAAGCAUCAUGGGAGCUCAGCAGAAAGGCAUGAUGGGAGCUCAGCAGAACGGCAUGAUGGGAGCUCAGCAGAAUGGCAUGAUGGGAGCUCAGCAGCAAAGCAUCAUGGGAGCUCAGCAGAACGAUAUGAUGGGAGCUCAGCAGAAUGGCAUGACGGGAGCUCAGCAGAACGGCAUGAUGGGAGCUCAGCAAAACGGCAUGAUGGGAGCUCAGCAGAACGGCAUGAUGGUAGUUCCGCAGAACGGCAUGAUGGGAGUUCCGCAGAACGGCAUGAUGGUAGUUCCGCAGAACGGCAUGAUGGGAGCUCCGCAGAACGGCAUGAUGGGAGCUCAGCAGAAUGGCAUGAUGGGGGCUCAGCAGAACGGCAUGAUGGGAGCUCAGCAGAACAGCAUGAUGGUGGCUCAGCAGAACGGCAUGAUGGGGGUUCAGCAGAACGGCAUGACGGGAGCACAGCAGAACGGCAUGAUGGGGGCUCAGCAGAACGGUAUGAAGGGGGGAGUGGCGGCCGUGCCUCAGCAGGUAUACUACGGAGUACAGCAGGGUCAGCAGCAACAGUGGAACAUCACUCAGAUGACCCAGCACAUGGCGGGAGUGAACUUCUACGGAGCCAACGGCAUGAUGGGAUACGGCGGUCAGCACAUGGAAGGACCAACGGCGCAAAGCUCCACCCACACGAUGACAUCACACGUCUGGAAGUGAUGUCAUUAUCUGAAGAGGAAGUGAAGUUGAUGUCACUGGAGCAGCAGUGGUUCUUGGGAGGUUUCGAUCUGGCCUCAUGUACAGGACAGCUUUUCUA